CCCUCCCCCUCCCCCCCCCUGAAGAGAGCGCCCCACUCCUUCCUCGUCCCUUCCUCCGCCGCCGCUCUUUCUAACCAGCGCGAGCAUGGCCAUCCUUCGCCUCGCCGGGUCGCUUCUGACCCUGGGCCUUUCCCUGGCCGCCGGCCUCGGCUCCGCGGCCCCGGUCCCGGUGUCCGCCGACAUCGCCGACCAGCGCUCCUGGUAUGCCCUGUCGACCAACGGCGCUUCCGUCGUUGGCGGUGGCUUUGACCUGGAGUACCUCGUCUCCAACACCGACCUUCGCGGUGUCUACGGCCGUGAUGAGCGCUUUGCCCUCGUGGUCGACACCCCCUCCGGCAUUGACCGCCUGAUGGACGCCGGUGACAUGAAGGCCGUUCGCCUGUCGGACUUCGCCGACGCCGAGGAGGCCUACACCGACCAGGCCUCCCCCCUGUACGACAUGCAUGUGGUCCAGUGCUCCUCGCCGGAGCAGUUCCGCCAGCUGCGCGCCCUGACGGCCGAGAUCGCCACCGAGCGCCAGCGCCGCGCCGAUGACGGCCUCGAUUCGUACGACUUCGCCGCCGACCUGGUUCACCUGUCCCCCCGGUAUGAUGUCCUGGUGUACCGGACCCCGGCCGGCCGGCCGCUCGAUGCUCGCAUCGACCCGCACAUCUACGAGGUCAUGCGCGCCGGUCGCCGCACCAUGCGCAUCCCCCCCCGGACCUUCAAGCAGAGCCCCGCCUACAACCAUGUGAAGCUCUACUCGCCGAUCAUCGAGCAGGCCGUCAACAGCGUCAACACCGGCAACCUGCGCAACGUCGUGCAGCACCUGUCCGAGAAGUACCACACCCGCCACUCCAUGUCCCGCGGUGCCGUCGAUGCCCAGGCGUACCUGGCCUCGCGCCUGCAGUCCAUGGGCCUGAGCGUCAGCCUGCAGCAGUUCAAGGAGGGCUACUCGCGCAAUGUCAUCGGCGAGCUGCGCGGCGCCCAGGAGCCCGACCAGAUCGUCGUCAUCGGUGCCCACUAUGACUCCCGCAUGAACGAUGUCAAUGACCCGCUCAGCCGGGCGCCCGGUGCCGAUGACAAUGCCUCCGGCUCCUCGGCCCUGAUGGAGCUGGCUCGCAUCUUCACCAGCAACAACGCCACCUACCACUACACCGUGCGCUUCGUCUUCUUCAGCGGCGAGGAGCAGGGCCUCUACGGUUCGGAGGCCUACGCCAACUCGCUGGCCGCCGCCGGUGAGAAUGUCAUCGCCAUGUUCAAUGCCGACAUGCUGGGCUACCGUGUUCCUGGCACCCCGAUCACUCUGGGCAUGAAGGACCGCUACAUCACCGAGUGGCUGCUGGCCGUUGCCGAGGACAUCAUGGCCGUCUAUGUGCCCAACCUGCCGGUUUCGCGCAGCUCCUCCUGCUGCUCGGACUACCGCUCCUUCUACUAUGCCGGCUACCCGGCCAUCGGCUUCUUCGAGAACCCCACCACCGCCUCCACCUACCCGCAGUACCACACUUCGGAUGAUGUCAUGGCCAACCUGGACUUCGAGCAGCUGACCAUGGAGACCAAGGCCUUCCUGGCCACUGCCAUGACUUUCGCCGUGCCCCGGUAAGCAGCCGGCUACCCUCGUGCGGCAGUCUCUCUCUCUCUCCCCCUCCCUC
Molecule: messenger RNA, 1631 nt
Organism: Fonticula alba
Lineage: Eukaryota; Rotosphaerida; Fonticulaceae
Exons: 2
Coding region: 86-1582 (498 amino acids)
Biological process (GO): proteolysis
Molecular function (GO): metalloexopeptidase activity
Source: RefSeq, a predicted model, not a curated record